CGUUUCAGCGGUCAUCCACGCGAGUCGUUGUCAGUGUGGAGGUGGUACAGACAAGCCGACCUUAACGCUCAUCCGUCAAGAUGGCGCGCUAUGGUGGACUGCGAGGUGCGAAGCUCUCAGCGGCUAUCGGUGUCGCCGCGGGCACUUGUUUCUUUCUCUUCGGCUACGACCAAGGCGAUCUCGCCGGGCUCCUGACAGUCCCGCGUUUCCGCGCGCAGUUCCCACAGCUCGACACCAUUGGCAACCCAGGCAGCCUCCACGUCGCCACCAUCCAAGGCAUCACCGUCGCAGCAUGGAACAUCGGAUGUUUCCUCUCCUGCAUGCUCACCACCUUCUGGGGCGACCUCAUCGGCCGCAAGAAGUGCAUCUUCGUCGGCCUCGUCUUCCUAAUGAUCGGUGAGAUCAUCCAGGCUUCGUCCUUCUCCUUUGGCCAGUUCAUCGCCGGCAGAGUCAUCGCUGGUUUCGGUAAUGGUUUCAAUACCGCCACCGUGCCGGCAUGGCAGGCCGAGUGCACCAAGGCGCACCGUCGUGGAACCAUGCUCAUGAUCUCCGCCGGCGCCUGUAUCGCCGCCGGCUUGUCCUUCAGCUACUGGAUCGACUUCGCCUUCUCUUGGAUCUCUUGGUCUUCGGCAUCAUGGCGCGUCCCGAUCGCACUGCAGCUGUUCUUCGGUCUCGCCGUCCUGGGCCUGAUGUUCUUCAUGCCCGAGUCGCCGCGCUGGCUUAUCCUUACCGGCCGCGAGGACGAGGCGCUCAACGUCCUCUCUGCCCUCAACGACGUCGACCGCAACGAACACCAAGUGCGGCAGGAGUUCCUGCAGAUCAAGGACGCCGUGAUCGAGAUGGCCAAGGGCGGCACCCGUGACGUCUUCAGCAUGGGCGAUUACCGACACCUGCACCGUGUCAUCCUCGCCUUUGUCCUGCAGAUCUUCCAGCAGAUGUCCGGUAUCAACCUCGUCACGCAGUACUUCGCCCUCAUGUUCAUCCAGCAAUUCGCCUACCGUCGCUGGGUCGCCAGCCUCAUCGCCGCCUGCGCCGGAACGGAGUUCUUCCUCGCUUCCUUCGUGGCGGUAGUGGGCAUCGACCGCUUCUGGGGGCGGCGAAGCUUGAUGAUGUUCGGCGCGAGCGGCAUGUGCUUGUCGAUGACACUGAUCUGCAUCAUGCAGUACAUUCACAUUCAAGCGAGCUUGAUCGCAGGCACUGUGUUCGUGUUCGCCUUCGUCACGUUCUUCGCGAUCGGCUGGCAGGGCAUGGCAUGGCUGUACCAGGUCGAGGUCAUUCCGUUGCGCAUCCGUGGGCCGGCGAACGCGCUUUCAACGGCUGCCAACUGGCUCAUCAACUUCGUCGUGGUGCUUAUUGCACCGGUGGCCUUCCACACCAUCGGCUACAGGACCUACAUCAUCUUCGCCGUCACCAACUUCGUCGCCGUGCCCCUAGUAUACUUCUUCUACCCCGAAACCGGCUACCGCAGCCUAGAAGAAGUCGACGUCAUCUUCCACGCCGCCUCCCUCGGUCCCAACCCCUGGCUCAACGUCGUCAAAAUCGCCGCCAACGAACCACUCUGGUACGGCAAGGACGGCGAAGAGCCCUUCCUGUACGAGGAGAGCGACUGGCAUAAACGACACGUCCGUUUCUCGGACGAGGUCAAGGAUAGCGAGGGCAGCAGCUCGGGCUUGAACGACAGUGGUGGGAGCGAUGGAAGCAGUCCGACGAAUUUCGUGGAGAAGGAGAAGAGCGGGAGUGAUGAGGAUGAGGCGCCGCGGGAGUAUGGAGACGAGGCUGCGCCGAGUCCGGCGGUGUUUAGGACGAGUGCGGACAGGGAUGCUGCGAGAAGUAUCCGAAGUGCUGGCAGGGGAUACUAAAUGUGUAUAACGUGGUUUUGGGAGUUCUUUGGGUUUGUUGGGAUAUACACCACAGGAAACGAGGGUAUGGUCGAGGCUGGGAGGCGUAUACAGCAGUUGAGAGUAUUCCCAG
This is a messenger RNA of Baudoinia panamericana UAMH 10762, 1971 nucleotides long. RefSeq lists its product as uncharacterized. Gene Ontology annotation, biological process: transmembrane transport; carbohydrate transport. Lineage: Eukaryota; Fungi; Ascomycota; Dothideomycetes; Mycosphaerellales; Teratosphaeriaceae. The transcript is spliced from 3 exons. Gene Ontology annotation, molecular function: carbohydrate:proton symporter activity. Gene Ontology annotation, cellular component: membrane. The coding region runs from base 81 to 1859 and encodes 592 amino acids. The record is from RefSeq and is a predicted model, not a curated record.